CUCUGCUUCUGCCAGCUGAAGAGCUGAGGGGCGUCUCCUCCCUUGCAUAGCGAGGUCCCGUUCGCGGAGGCCACGGCUGACGGCUGCGAGGGACGGAGGCCAGAGUAUUCCUUUAGAAAUGAGUUGCACAAUUGAAAAGGCACUUGCUGAUGCCAAAGCUCUUGUGGAAAGAUUGAAAGACCAUGACGAGGCAGCAGAGUCUCUGAUCGAGCAAACCACAGCUCUGAACAAACGGGUAGAAGCCAUGAAGCAGUAUCAGGAAGAAAUUCAAGAACUUAAUGAAGUUGCAAGACAUCGACCACGAUCCACAUUAGUUAUGGGAAUCCAGCAAGAAAACAGACAAAUCAGAGAAUUACAGCAGGAGAACAAAGAAUUACGUACAUCUCUAGAAGAACACCAAUCUGCCUUGGAAAUUAUAAUGAGCAAAUAUCGAGAGCAAAUGUUUAGAUUGCUAAUGGCUAGCAAAAAAGAUGAUGCGGGUAUAAUAUUGAAGUUAAAAGAGCAGCACUCAAAGGAACUGCAAGCUCACGUCGACCAGUUAACAGAAAUGGCAGCAGUGAUGAGGAAGGUCACUGAAAUUGAAGAACGACAGGGCUGCAAGGAACAGGAGCGCAUAUUUCAACUUGAGCAAGAAAACAAAGGCUUGAGAGAGAUCCUUCAAAUAACUCGAGAAUCAUUUUUGAAUCUGAAAAAAGAUGACGUGUCAGAAAGUACUUCUUUGUCAGCAUUAGUGAGCAGCAGUGAUCUGAGUCUGAGGAAGAACUGAAGAGCUUCCUGGAAGACUACAGACUUCACUGGGACUGGCCGACCAAUUGAAUGAAUGAGCAGAAAACUCCGUCUCAUGCUACCCUUUUUAGUUUUUUGUAUUAUGUAGUGUACUGGCCAUCACAUUUUUAAGAGAUAGCAACAAAAAACUGCAUAGUUAAUGGUCACAGGCUUUAUUCCUAAACAUACUGAAAAGUUAAAACUAAGCCUUACUUCGUUAACUGGCGAACAAUUUGAGGUUUUUGCAGUGGGUGGUUGCUGAACCUAUCAAGCACUUUUAGCAGUAUUGUUGGCUUCCUGGAUAAUACUUGGAUAAAUGACUAUUCCUAGUAAACAUUUGAGAAUUCAUAAGAUUAUUCCUGUUAAAGAAUACAAGUUUAGCUACAAUUUUGUAGAUGGAGGGUGCUCACUAAAUUUUACCCUCCCUGUCUGGUGUCAAGGUUAACAAAUAGCAUGAUAUACAUGAGGCUUCAAGCUUUAAUGAUUGCCUAUCUACUUUCCCGUUAAAUUUUUGUCAAAGAAAAUUCAGUUUUAAAGACUGCAGGGAUGUUUUGUAUGUACCAUAAACAAAAGUAAUUUGAGCUAACU
Talpa occidentalis (Iberian mole) is the source of this 1353-nucleotide messenger RNA. RefSeq names its product FGFR1 oncogene partner 2 homolog. The coding region runs from base 119 to 766 and encodes 215 amino acids. Gene Ontology annotation, biological process: response to wounding. The record is from RefSeq and is a predicted model, not a curated record. Lineage: Eukaryota; Metazoa; Chordata; Mammalia; Eulipotyphla; Talpidae. The transcript has a single exon.